Messenger RNA from Daktulosphaira vitifoliae (grape phylloxera), 2041 nucleotides. It is a transcript of the gene TRAM, whose product is annotated as translocating chain-associated membrane protein 1. Gene Ontology annotation, biological process: SRP-dependent cotranslational protein targeting to membrane, translocation; protein insertion into ER membrane. Gene Ontology annotation, cellular component: endoplasmic reticulum membrane. The transcript is spliced from 8 exons. NCBI's taxonomy places the organism in Eukaryota, Metazoa, Arthropoda, Insecta, Hemiptera, Phylloxeridae. Bases 151 to 1293 code for a protein of 380 amino acids. The record is from RefSeq and is a predicted model, not a curated record.
CAUCAGCAACCAGUAAACGACCAACAUACGUGCCACACAUUCAAAUGUUUGUGCCAACAAUCACUUUUAAAUUCUCUAUGUAGUUCAACUACUUUCGGUCCUGAAUUGUCGUGUGGCAUUUAGACUUUAAUUUUGUUCAGGAAUUAAAGAAUGGCUCCAAUUAAAGGAAGGAAGUCUGCUAAUAAAAAUGUACCAGUUUUAAGCCAUGAAUUUGUAAUUCAAAACCAUGCAGAUAUUGUCUCAUGUGUUGCUAUGGUAAUUGUAAUUGGCCUUAUGGUACAAUUUACAUCACCAUUAGCCUACUUGUUUGUUGCUUUACAAUAUGGAGAAUCUAUAGAAGAAAAUAAAGCUAUUCUAACAUAUGGUACUGGCUUAAAAGAUUUAUUGGCAACAUUCUUUUAUUUUCUAAUUUGUAUAAUAUUCCAUGCUAUCAUUCAAGAAUAUGUAUUGGAUAAAGUUAGUCGCAAAUUACAUUUAUCAAAAUCAAAAAAUUCAAAAUUUUAUGAAUCAGGACAAUUAAUUGUAUUUAAUGCAGUAUCAAUGGUUUGGGCUUUAGAUAUUCUUGUUAAAGAAAAUUGGUUAGCUAACUUAUCAUUACUAUGGAAUGGAUAUCCACAUAAUACAUUAUCAUUCUCAACAAAAUUCUUUUAUAUAAUUCAAUUUGCUUAUUGGGCUCAUAUUUUACCCGAACUCUACUUCCAAAAAAUUAAGAAAGAAGAAAUGUUCAAUAAAAUCAAAUAUUCUAUUUUAUACAUGGCAUUUGUUUCAACUAUUUAUGUUACAAAUUUUAACCGAGUUGGAGUUGUGGUUUUGUUAUUGCAUUACAUUUCUGGAGUAGUUUAUCAUGCUGUACAGUUAAUUGAUAUUACCGAAAAAGAAGAAGAUAGUAAAAAAGUAAAAUUUGCACAAAGUGUUUACAACUGGAUAUUCCUUGCUGUACAAGUGUUAAUAUUUAUUGUUUCACAAGUAACAUUGUGGUUUGGUCUUGCCAGUGUAGAAUAUAGUGGGGAGCAGAGAGACUUUAAUACACCAUUGUUAAGGUUAUUAGCAUCAGCUAGUGCGUUAGCUGUUCAAAUUUGGAUUGUUUAUGAAUUUUUCAAUGUCAAUGGAAACCUAAGCAUAUCAUUUGGACUUGGUAAACAAAAAUCAAAAGUUAAAACUAAUGAUGACGCUAGUAAAAAACGUAAAAAGGCUGCUAACAAAAAAUUUAAUGAAUUGACUGAAGCUGACCAAAAUAUAAAAAAAACAGCUAAAGCUGAACUUAACAAAGCUAUCAAGUCAAAAAAAUUGUAAAAUUGAUCUAUGUUUAAUAUAAUUACUUGUGCAAUUGUUGACCUAUUUGUGGAAAUUAUACCAAUUCAAUUUUGUGAUUUUUUUGUCUUCAAAUAAUGUUAUACUUAACUGGUUAUUCUAAUUUUAUUAUUACAUGGAAUUAAUGAGUUUUAUAAUUGGAUAUUUUAUAAAAGAAAAACUAUCCAAAUGUCUUGUUUUGUCGUUUAAUUUUAAUUCAAAUUUAUUUAAAUGUUAAUAUUUGUUCUUUUUUUGUCAUAAAAACUUUAAAAAAUAGUUUUUAAUAUGUGCUUAGUUAUAACAAAACUGUGUAAAAAGAUAUUUUAUAUAAGAUUAAUUUUUUCAGCAUUUACUAAUUUUUGUUUACAAAACCUAUUUAAAAUUCUUUAAGAAUUGAAAUAUUAUCUAAAAAAAAUUGAUAUUUGUUUAUCAUUUAAAGUACUUUAAAGUUAUUUCAUUUUUUAAAUGUUAACCUUAAAAAUAUUGUUUUAAUUUUCUUAUUUAUUGUAAAAAUAUAUUUACAGACAUAUGAAUAAGAAUUAACCUUUUAAUAAAUUAAUGAAUAUAUAAUUAAUUAAUUUUCCAUUUAUUUUUUAUAAAAAUUCUAAGUAUUUGUUUAAAUUAUAAUGCUAGGAUAGUGUAAAUUUUGCUUAAUUGUAGCAGCUAAAAUAAUACAUGAAAUACCUUAUUAUUUUUUAUAAAGUUUUAUUAUUGUUCUCAAUAAAUAUAUAUUGUAUUAUAAUUUUUUAAA